GACCGAGUUACCUGCCAUUCAGGUGUAUUGUGUAUACAAUCUGAUCAGUGUAUAAACUCGCGUGCUAAAUUAGUAAAAAAGGAAUAAAAAUGCACAGUCAGGGACAUACAAAGAUGUUUCGCUCUUACCAGAGUGUUUUACCAUCUUCUAAUAAACUUUUACAAAUGAGAUGGGAUCAGACGUACUACAAAGAACAUCGGCGACUGGUGAAAGAAGCCCAGCCAAUGGUGGACACAAAGGCUCCCGCCACAUACAUGCACUUGCAUCUGAAACUCAAGAAACUGCAGUUGGAGGAAGAGCGACUUGCGACAAUAGAGCGUGACAACCGGAUCCUUCUGGAGAAGAUGUCUUACAUCAUGAGGACGAGGGGGCGCGUAGAUAAUAGGAACAACUAUGAAUACAAAAGCUUAAAUCGGGAGAAGCGACAGCGUGAGUUGUUAAGAGUCACAAAGGAAAACCAGGCAAUAUUGAAGCGUAUCAUGUUGAGAAAGCCAGAAUACAGCGCACAGAAGUGGCAAAAUGAAUGGGAAGAGAACCAGGCAUUCAUGGAUAGCAUCUCACACUUUCCCAAGGACUGGUGGUUAGAGGAAAAGCAACCAACAACUGAGCCCACACAACCUCAACAAACAAAGCUCCCAAAACCUCAACCAACACCUCCUGCUGAUACUCCAGAUAAAAAAGUAAAACCAGUGACUCCUCCAAUAGCACAAGACAGAAAAAGUGAUGACAUGCUAAUUUGAAUUUAACCUACAAUUAGUGAUCUUUGUUGCAAAUAUAAAAUCAUGACAAUGUAUAAAAGAUGUUUGCAUUUUGUAAAGAAAAAAAUAUGAUUUGUUUAAUUCUCAUUUGUUUUUCUUCAAAAUUUGGUACGUAGGCUGAUAUUAUUUUUUUAAAUAAUUGAAAAAGACGUUUAUUUAAAGGUAGAUUGUUUCAUGCAUAAGUACUUUAUAAUCCAGUUGCAGAUGUACAUUAAAGAAAAGAUUAAUAGUUAGCAGGUUCCUUUUGAGACAAAAACAACAUUUUUUUUUAAAAACAUUAAUUGUAGAAAAAUAUAUUUCAUAAAAAUAUGUAUAAAUAAAAUGUACAAGACCUGAACUUAUUAAAAACAUGUUACUUUAAACGUUAAUAGCUUUCAGACGUUGAUUGCAAUGAUUGAAAUAUUGAAAUAGUUAAUUAAAUUGUUUUCUAAUAAUAAUGAUAGAGAAAAUAUAAAGCAUUAUUUUAUGUAAUCCAGUUGUCAAUGUAUUUUCACAUUUUAUCGUGUUUUAAGUAUUUUUUCACAAACCAAAGACUUUUUUGUAUGAAACAUUCCAUGGUUGUCAGUAUUACGGCUUUAUUUGUUCGGAUGAUUGAUAUGGUCAUUUUGAAUGUUAUUGUUUUUAAUAAUAUUGAUGUAAUCUAUACAAUUUAGAAAACAUAAAUGUUUAUGUUUAUUUUUAUAAGCAUUAAACAUUUUCAGACAUUCUAUAUAUAUAUAUAUAUAUAUAUAUAGACAUGUCUUAUUGCAAAAGUUUAUAUUUAUGUUACAAAAGUUUCAGAGCAAUUUAUAUAAGAUCUGAAUUCUGCUUUAUUUAAAUUAUUAUUGAGAUUUUCUAUGUUCAUUUUAAGCUUGUUUUUUGUUUGUCUUCUGGAGUUAUGCCCCUUGUUUGAGACAAGCAUCGUUGUUCGCUCGGGGGCGCUCCUGUAUUAUAUUUUCGCUGCCAAUAAGGUAUUUCGCAUAGAUUAUUUGUCUGUAGUAUUGUUCAUAAUCACUGUUAGUGUUUGACUCAUUUACGCUGUAAAUAUAAUUGUACAUUUUAGAUAGGUGUGUAAUGCUCCAAUGAUGUUUAAGGUUUAGUUGGUCAAACAUGAUACUGAAGAUCUUGGUUCCCCUGAUCAUGAAUUAAUUUAAAUGAAUUUCCUUGUUUCUACCAAUUUUCAUCAAAUUUGGCUAAAUUUCUAUAAGAAGAAGAAGAAAAUCAACAUAUCGCUUUAAUUAUAAUGUAUCUUUAUAUGUCAUGAAUUUUAUGCAAGAUUUUGUUGUUAAGUUUAUUAUUUACAGCAUUAUGCUUUUGUGUAAGUUUCUGCUGUAUCAUACUUCAUUACAUUUCAACAUCUGUGAUAGCCUUUAUUCUAAUGUUGCAUGUUAUACACAGUUUUACAAGUGAUAAAAAAUUAAAUGCAUUGUAUACAAGAUCUGAGUAUUUGGGCUGAAUAAGUUGUUUGUGUCUUUUUAUGUGUAAACCAUUUUCCUAAUAAAAUUUACAACUAUU
Mya arenaria is the source of this 2252-nucleotide messenger RNA. RefSeq names its product sperm axonemal maintenance protein CFAP97D1-like. The record is from RefSeq and is a predicted model, not a curated record. NCBI's taxonomy places the organism in Eukaryota, Metazoa, Mollusca, Bivalvia, Myida, Myidae. The transcript is spliced from 5 exons. Bases 90 to 740 code for a protein of 216 amino acids.